Molecule: messenger RNA, 1328 nt
Organism: Cydia splendana
Lineage: Eukaryota; Metazoa; Arthropoda; Insecta; Lepidoptera; Tortricidae
Product: gastrula zinc finger protein XlCGF17.1-like
Exons: 1
Coding region: 148-1275 (375 amino acids)
Biological process (GO): regulation of DNA-templated transcription
Cellular component (GO): nucleus
Molecular function (GO): RNA polymerase II cis-regulatory region sequence-specific DNA binding; DNA-binding transcription factor activity, RNA polymerase II-specific; zinc ion binding
Source: RefSeq, a predicted model, not a curated record
AUUGUAUCGAUUUCUGGGUUUGUGAUCUGGCGAUAUUAAAAAUUAAAAUAAAAUGAAUGAAUAUACAUGGGCUAUAACAUUAAAUUAGCGUAAAACAUAAAAAUUGUAAAUUAUUGGAUAAUUCGACGCUUAAUCACAGCUCUUAUAAUGGCAGGUACUUAUUAUAUGUUAAAGUUACUCAGAAAGAAACGUAUGGCUCGUAAACUUCGUAAUCUUACAAAUGGAAACGUAAAUAACGCACAAAUAAUUACAAACCACACUUCAGAUGAUACUUUCAGGUGCAGGGUAUGUUUAAAGAAAGGCAGGAUACCAAUAUUUGGCGAUGAAAGUUUUAGAGAUAUUUCUGAAGAUAUAUGUUUAUUUGGUGACAUUGUAAUCAAUAAGGAGGAUAGUAAUCCUCAGCACUUGUGUGAUGCUUGUAACGCAUUGCUUGAUGCUGCCAUCAUUUUCCGGAGAACUGCAAAAGAAAGUGAAACAUUGCUUAUGAAAAGUUUAGAAAAAGACACUAAAGCACCUUCUGACAUUGAUGAAUAUGAUCAUGAGACAAAUACAGAUGAAAUUACUCAUAAUGAUGAGUACGAACCUCAAAUGCAACCUGUGAAAUCCUAUAACUGUAAGCUAUGUAAGAAGAGUUUCCAAACAAAUGAAGAAUAUGCAAGACACAGAAGCUCCAGGGAACAUAAGAAUGUAAGGAUACAAUGUUCUAUCUGUAAUCGUUUGCUAACAGCUCAGUUGUAUAAGAAACAUUUAGUCAGGCAUCAAACUGCAUCACACUUGAUAUGUGAAGUUUGCGGCAAGUUGUAUAGAAAAGACAAUUUAAUUAGGCAUCUACAGUUGCACAGCUUUGACUUACCGUUCCAAUGCCAGCUGUGUCCAUACAGAGGCAGAUUUAUCGAGUCACUCAGGAUUCACAUGAGAACACACACUGGAGACAAACCAUUUUGUUGUGACAAGUGCCAGCUUAGGUUCUUGACUCGCAGUAAUCUUAACAGACAUCUACUAACACAUAGGAAAGAAAGGCCAUUCAAAUGUACUGAAUGUGGAAGAGGAUUUUACACCAAGUGUGAUAUGGAUGUACAUUUUAAAUCAGAUCAUAUAGGGAUCAAAGAUUUUGGGUGCAGAAUGUGUGGAAGCAAGUAUGGCACAAGAAAAGCAUUGAUGAGACAUGAAUUGAGGGUUCAUAAAAGGGAUAAGAUGGCUAAAGGAAGAGUGCCAUUAUAUUUACAGAGUGAAUACAGAAAACAAAGUGAUGAGCGCAUGCAAAUUCGGAACUGAACGAACAUGGAAAAAUUAUAAUAAUUUCAGCCGGUACACACUAUAUGACAAAG